Messenger RNA from Nezara viridula (southern green stink bug), 519 nucleotides. The record is from the annotation of a GenBank genome assembly. NCBI's taxonomy places the organism in Eukaryota, Metazoa, Arthropoda, Insecta, Hemiptera, Pentatomidae.
AUGCGAGCACCAUGGCAACAAAAACAUUACUCCUCCUCCCUGAGCCAAUCAUGCAGGCCUCAUGGUUUCUGGAAAUUCAUAAAUUGUUUAAUUGGCUUUCGCCAUAGAGGCGUAACCGAAUACUUUGAAAGGAGCCCCCCACCAAAACAACAUUCUCUACCCAAACCUGCCACCCCAGCCCCUCCCUGGAGCCAUUCCCCAACCGCCGAAAACCCACGAGUGUACCAGACUACACCCGCCCCCGCCCCACCCGCCCCAACCUCACCUAUCACUUACCAACCCUCCCCUCACACCUCCCCCCCCAUCCAACACCUCUGCACAACCACCACCACACCCCCCACCGCCACCCCCCCGCACACACACCCCCCUCCACAAUCCCCCCCCUCCACCCUCCACCAACCCUGCCACGAUACCCCCGCAAUAACCCCACACCCACCCCCCAAUAACGCCCCCCACCACCACCCUCCCCCCACCCCAUACACACCAUACAACACCCCCUACCCCACAGAUAUACAGUAA